AUGGACCUCGAGCAUGGCAAGAAGCCCCCUGCCAUUGCCGCCGCGGAGCUAUGCUCGCUCAAGGACAAGCUCGUCGGCCUGCGGCCGGUCCUGCUGCGAGCGGCGGCGGUCCUGGCGACGGCGGUGGCCGCGGUGGUCAUGGGGCUCAACAGGCAGUCCUACACCGCGGUGGUGGCCAUUGUGGGCACCAGGCCGCUCACGCAGACCUUCACUGCCAAGUUCAGCGACACGCCUGCGUUUGUGUGCUUUGUCAUAGCCAAUGGCAUUGCCAGUCUGUAUAACUUGGUGGUGCUGCUCACCAGAAGGUGCCUUGUGCAGGGAAGGGCCCAGCAUUUGGUAGUGCAUAGGAUGGACAUGGUAAUCAUGGUUCUAUUGGCCACCGGUGCCGCGACAGCGGCUUCGAUGGCCGAGUUAGGCAAGAAUGGUAACUUGCACACGCGUUGGAACCCGAUAUGCAACAAAUUUGGUUCCUUCUGCAACCGUGGAGGCGUAUCACUCGUGUCCUCAUUCGUCGGCGUCGCGCUCAUGCUAGCCCUGAACUUGCUCUCAGCUGCAGCCACCUCUCCCCGUGGCAUCGUCGCAGGCCAAUGA
Molecule: messenger RNA, 591 nt
Organism: Triticum turgidum subsp. durum (durum wheat)
Lineage: Eukaryota; Viridiplantae; Streptophyta; Magnoliopsida; Poales; Poaceae
Source: the annotation of a GenBank genome assembly